UUCAUUUAUUUUGUCUAAAGAAACUAUAAACCCUAAACCAAAUUAAGAGAACAAAAGAAAGCCGUGUUUGACAAGAUGCUAAAGCUUCGUAGCUUCUGCAAUGGCGUCCAACCACUCUACUUCAUCCAGUCUUUCCGCCAUUUUCAACUGUUUUCAACUUCAACCUCAAACAACCAAGAGUUUGUCAAUUAUUUAGUAGAAUCUCUAGGUUUUUCCAGCGGACAAGCUCUCUCUAUUUCCACCAAAUUAGCUCGCAAUCGUCAAACUAGAGGUGCAAAAAAUUUCAAUGACUUCAAUAUGUGUAAAAAUGCUGAUUCAGUUGUUGCUUAUUAUACACAAAUUGGUGUUGAAUUAUUGCAUAUAAAAAAUACAAUUUGUUCUGUGCCUGACAUUUUGCUAGCCAAAGUCGACAAAAACCUAAAACCUAAGACUGAAUAUUUUAUUAGUUUGGGUUUUUCUGGGUCUGAUUUUGUUGGUUUGAUCAAGACGAAUCCUCGUGUACUUUUCCAUGGAUUAAAUACUGCCAUUAUUCCCUCAAUUCAAGCAUUAAAGGAAAUAAUGGGUAAUGAUUAUGAAGUGAGUUUAAUUUUAAAGAAAUCGCGUCAAUUUAGGCUUAAUAGUGUUUCCAAAACUUUGGUGCCAAAUGUAGCUUUGUUAAGGAAUUAUGGGAUCAACAUUGAUUUGAUUAGAAGACAAAUAUUAAAGGUAGCAUACCCAUUUUUCCGAAAUACCAAAUUUUUUGAGGAUGCAGUGGCUAGAGUUGAAAAUAAAAUGGGGAUUUCUAGAAAUUCUCCAAAAUUCAUGUUGGGAGUUCAUUUAUUAAAGAGCAUUUCGGUGGAGAAAUUCGAGUCAAAAAUACAGAUUUUUAAAAACUUUGGGUGGACAGAGCUGGAUAUUGUAACCCUUUGUAGGAAUGCUCCUUUAACGUUUGCACUUUCUGAAGCUCUGAUCAAGAUUAAGUUGGAUUUUUUCAUGACUAAGCUUGGUUAUGAGUCGAAGGACUUUAGUAAGAAGUUUUUUCUUUUAGGAUUGAGCUUGGACAAGAGAAUAGUACCUAGGCACAAGUUCCUUGUAGUCUUAAAGGAGAAAGGUUUCAUUAAGGAGUACUAUCUUGAUAGGGCCAUAAAAUUGAGCGAGUCCAACUUUGUGAAGAAGUUUGUGCUACCGUUCAAGGAAGUCCAUGAAGUUUAUUGCAAACAAGCGAAUAUGAGUUUGGAGACGUUAACUGUGGAAUUGUCAAAACUGAAUUCUGAUGUUGUUUGAUGGUAGCAUAAGUGUACAAAAAACUCCCUUUGUUUCCUUUGAAUUUGUUAUAACGUUGUAGCAAAUUCAAAGGACAUAGUAUGCAAUUUUUAUUUUGGUGAUUUUGGCAUUUGCUAAGUGCCAA
Messenger RNA from Amaranthus tricolor (Joseph's coat), 1387 nucleotides. Its product is annotated as transcription termination factor MTERF9, chloroplastic-like. The record is from RefSeq and is a predicted model, not a curated record. Gene Ontology annotation, cellular component: chloroplast. Gene Ontology annotation, biological process: chloroplast organization; regulation of DNA-templated transcription. Lineage: Eukaryota; Viridiplantae; Streptophyta; Magnoliopsida; Caryophyllales; Amaranthaceae. Gene Ontology annotation, molecular function: double-stranded DNA binding. The transcript has a single exon. Bases 76 to 1263 code for a protein of 395 amino acids.